GGAGAUGUGGAGGGCGUGGCUAUCCCGCUAAUCAGGGUUCCGAACCCCGAGGCCCACCAAUGUUCCACGACCGCGGGUCUGGGGUACGGGAGGCGUGGUCUAUGCAUAUCUUCACUGCUUAGACGCCGAAGGCCCACUAAAGGCCCUGCCGCUGGGGGAGUCGAGGGGCGUGGCUCCACGACUAGCCGCCAAUGGGCAGCCCGCUGUUAGCGCUGAGGGGGCGGGGCGAUGCAGAUCAGCCUUGGCUCGGCGGCCCAAUGGGCUGCGUCUUAUGCAGAUGAGACGGUGACAGCCGGGCCGGACCGGCGGGCGGGCGCGCGGCCGGCGGGGCGCUGGGGGCCCCCAGGGAAGCCGGGAGCGGGGGCCGAGGCCCGGCGUAGGGGACGACGCGGCCAUGAUCCGGGCCUUCUCGUUCCCCGUGAGCCCGGAGCGGGGCCGGCUGCGAGGCUGGCUGGAGGGCAGCCUGGCCGGCCUCUGCGAGCUGCACUGGCUGCGGGAGCGCCAGGAGUUCCGCGUGCGCCAGGCGCUCCGGCUCGGCCAGCCGCUGGCCACGGGUGCGGGGCCCGGAGGGGCGGCCGACGAUGGCCGAGACCAGGAGGACGAGGCCCUGGGCGACGACGACUGCGAGGAGGACGACGACGAGGCGGCGGCGCGCCGGGCCGCGGCCGCGCUGGAGGAGCAGCUGGUUUCUAUGAAGGCCCUUCCCCUACUGGUCCAGACUCCCCUCCUUCAACAUUUGGAGCUGACAGUGGCUUCUCUGGCUCUGGUUCCUACAGCCGCCUGGGCCCCUCUGAGCCCCGGGGAGUGUUUGCCAGCGAGAGGCCCAAGUCUCUGGGAGAGGCGGGCCCCAGCUCCCAGGAGGCCCCGGUGGGAGGCCGGGCAGCCGUGCCUCGCUCUUUCUCCGCUCCCUACCCUACAGCCCCUCAGGAGGCCGGGCCCGGGGGCGUGACCUCCUUCCUAUCGCCCAGCCCGCUCCAUGCAGUGGCCCUGCAGAGCCCCCGCCUGCGCGGCCACCUCUAUCCGGACUCAUCCAUCGCUGGGCCCCCGGACGGCACCGCCCCGGGCCGCCACCUGGAGAGCUAUAUCUCGGGCCUUCUGCGGCGCCGGAGGCGACUCCGUGGGCGGCCAGGGCCAGGCCAGCCCCGCACCAGUCCCGGCCCCGGGCCAACUGAGCCGCCGGCCGCCCUACGACGACAGAAUAGCGCGCGGCAGCGGCCCGAGGAGCCGGCGCACCCCGGAGUGGGCGGUUCUCCCGGGCCUGGGGGCUGGCCGCCCUGGGACUCCAGCCCACCCCCAGCCGAGCCAGCGCCCACAGUGGGUUCCUCGCCCCCCAGCCCGGGAGAGGGCCGGCUGGUUAAGGCCCAGUACAUCCCCGCGGCGCACGGAGGAGUCCGCGGGCCUCCGGUGGCCCGCUCAGCUCGCCGCAAGGGCCCUCCGCCUCCCCCGCUCACACGGGGCCGAAGUGUGGAGCUGUCGCCUCCGAGGGAGCGGCCCCGGCCGGGAGGCACCAGGAAAGGCAGGUUCCCCGACGGGGCGGCCCGACGGGGCUCCCCGCGGGGCAAGAAGGCCGCCCGCUCGCAGUCAGAAAACAGCCUUCUGAACCGGCCAGGCGCUGGUCCGGGAGAACCCAAGUAUCAUACCGUGGAGAGGGAGGAGCCGCGACCGGCCCGGCCCCGUCGGACCCCAGCAGGCGCAGCCCCCACCUCCUCGCGCCGCUGGCGCUCCACCGCCGAGAUCAGCGGUGAAGAGGCCGAGGGAGGGCGACGGGUCAAGGCUGCGCCUCGAGGGGGAGGGGGCCGGGCUGUCGGAGGAGUCCCGGGGCCCUCGCCAGUCCCUCCGCGCCGCCUCCUCUACGGCUGCGCCGGCAGCGACUCGGAAUGUUCGGCCGGCCGCGGCGGGGUCGUCGGACGCCGGGGUCCCCCCUUGGGAAGCAGCGGCGGCGGCGGCUACGGGCCAGCCUACGGCGAGAGCGAGUCGAGCGCCAGCGACGGCGAGUCCCUCGCCUUCAGUUCAGCCUCCAGCGAUUCGGAGGGCAGCGGCGGCGGCCUGGUGUGGCCCCAGCAGCUGGCGGCGGCGUCGGCAGCGGCCGGGCCUGGAGGAGGCCCUGGGGGAGCCCAGGGGAAGGUCUUCGUCAAGAUCAAGGCCUCCCACGCGCUCAAGAAGAAGAUAUUACGGUUCCGCUCAGGAUCACUGAAGGUCAUGACCACAGUGUGAGCUCGUAGGGCGGAGCGCGGAGGCCAUUUGCCCAGCCCUUCUUUGGCUGACUAGACUGGCAGCCAAGAACGCCAGAGUUCGCCCAUUGAUUCGAGGUGUGGACUUGGGCGAACUCGGGGCCUCAGUUUCCCUGGCUGUCGAAUGGACUCAGUGAAGUAGGUGGAGUGGUGUAAAGAAAUUUGGAAUGAGGAGAUCUGGGUUCAAAUCCCGCCUCUGCCACUCACUAGUUGAGUGACCUUGAGCAAGAUCCUUCCCCUCUUGAGGCCUUAGUCGCUUCCUCUGAAAAAUGAGGUGGUUGGACUUCCAAUUUCUAAGGUCCCUGCCAGCUCUGAAAUUCUUAGAGGCGUAAGAGCCUCUAAGGAGUCCCUGCCCUCUACUGAAGGGGUCUCUAUUUUCCUAUCCCUUUCUGGCCAAGGAAAUCCCCCCCUAAGUUCCUUCUUUAUUGGGUGUUCUCCCUCUCCCACCUCCUUUGGCCCGUUUACAAUCCAUUCAGUUGGGCCACGUUUCCAUUCCCUUCCCAAACCCUACCCACCGAGACCAUAUAUAUAUAUGGCCAGCAGAUGAUGUGGGAAUCCUUUCCAAACCUCUGGCGGGCUAUACUGUGGACCACUGGGGGGUCCUGGUAGAAUCCUGUAGGGCCAAGCCUCUGUGAUCUUUUCUGAUCGCUCUGUUUAUAAUCCAACUUGGGGGCUGAAAAGUAGUUGAGGGACCGCUGUCCCUGGUGCUUCCUAGGCCUUUCUUGGUGACCUCGAGUGAGAAGUGAAAUGGAGGAACAAGUAGAUUUCCAGGAAUAGAGGACAGGGAAGGGGGCCAGAGGGGGACCAAUCCCUAAUUAGUUUUUUUUAAUUGCUGUAUUUAUUAUAAUGACGGCGACUCCCCAGGCGAGUGAGUGUGGGAAGGUGGAAGAUGGUGAUCUUCUCCUGUACCCCACCCUUGCCCCACGGGAGCCAGACCCUAUCUGUUUCUAUAUUCUCUUUGUAAAUAAAUUCACAGUGUUAUCCCGGUGGUGGCUUCCUCUGGCCCUGGUCCUGACCUGGUGGUGGUGUAGAGAUGGCAGCCUUGGCUUACUCUCUUCCAAUCCAAUCCAAUAAGUAUUUUUUAAAAAAAUGCGUUUUCCAAGGCGCAAUGGAUAGAGAGUCAGUCUCAGAGUCAGAAAGACUUACGUUCUAAUUUCGUUUCUGACUCAUACAAGCUGUGUGACCCUGGACAAGUCACUUCACUUCUCAAUGCUUUUGGCAACUCCUUAAGACUAUAGGCCGCAGAACUGUGGUUGAUCUCUGUUGGUGGAGGGAAUUCCCUGCACCAGUGAAAUCAAUGGGUGUAGGAAUCAUCCUAUGCCCUUUCAGACAAGCAUCUGCUCGUCCACUUCUAGGUAGAGAGAAUUCUUUCUAGGUCCUGGGAUGCUGAGAAGUGCAGAUCUCGCCCAGGCUCUUGAAGAUACGAGGUGUUGGAAGUAGUUAUUUAACCGAGGUGGUCCUUACUUCUCGCUACCCCUUAGCCUCGCUGCCUCAUGUCCUGAGUAUGCAAAGAUGAGAUGAGCAAUCCCUGCACUCUAGGUACUCCCAUUCUGUUGGAGGAAAACAGAGCCGAUAAAUGUGACGGUUUGAGGAAGAGGGAUCACAUCGAUAACUAAAGACACCAAGAAGAGCUUCCAAGCUCGCUGCAGAAGCAGCCCCAGUGCGCCAGCAGGGAGCAAUAGUUCCUGAGCAGGGGGAGUCAUCUGGUCAGACUUGUCCCUAGGAAGCUAAGGAUUCCAGGAGGCAAAGGUGAGGAGAGCGCAUUCAAUUCGAGGCAACUAUCCUUUAUUAAGUGCCUAUUUAGUGCCCUGCCCUGGACCAGGCUGGGGACCCAGAGAUAGGAAGCUUAGCUUGUACUGGGCAGAAAUCCUCAGGCAGAGUAUCCAGAUAAGUAAAGACACAGAUCAAAUGACCUUCCAAGUGAGGGUAGGGACCGAGAUUUCAUUGCUUUAGAUAACUCCCACGUGAGGGCAUUCUUUCUAUCAUCUGGGGUCUACACCUUCUCUGCAAAUGAUCAUUUUAGAGAGUUCCCUAGGGCACGAAUAAUUUCAAUGGUUUGUCCAGGAUGACACAGCCAAGGAAGUAUCAAAGGUAGGACUUGAACCAGGGUCUUCCUGGCUCAGAGACCAGCUUUCUAUUUUCAUUCUGACUGGUCAGCUGCCUCUCAUACAAAAUACAAAGUAAUUUGGGUGGGGGAGCACAAAUAAUUGGGGGAAAUCAGGAAAGGCCUUUUGGAGGGGGGUACUUUACAUAAGCCUCAUUUUCUCUGUCUCUAAAAGAAAAGGGACGAGAUGGGUCUCUCAGGGUGCUUCCCAACCCUGGAUUUGAUUAUUCUGUAUGUCUCUGGCAUCCCCAGUGUUCCUUUCAGCUCCAGGGCUUGUGGUCCAUCUUAUCCUAUGACCACUUAUUGAGGGUACCCUGUGCCCUAUGCGGGUGGGCACAGUAGCUGCCUUUGCCAAUCGGUCAAUCCACAAACUUUGCUUGCUCUCCUAUGAGGUUCCAAGGCACUGUGAUAGACACUAGGAGACCAAGAAGCCUUCCCCGUGACUACGAUGCUCUCCUUUCUCACCCCCGUCUCCCAGAAGUCCUGGUUUCCUUUAAGACUCGACUGAAGAGGUCUUUCCCAAGUUUCCCCUUCUUUCCUCCUCCCCUCCCCCCAGCUGCUAGUGGCCCUCUCCUACGGCCUUGUAAAUAUCUGGUAUAUAUUUAUUUAUGUACAACUUUGUCUCCCCUGAAAGAAUGAAAGCCCCUUGAGGGCAGGGACUGUUCUCAUUUCUGUCUUUGUAUGCCCAGCGCCUAGCACAGAGCCUGGCCCAUAAUAAAGA
This is a messenger RNA of Dromiciops gliroides (monito del monte), 5056 nucleotides long. It is a transcript of the gene GNG8, whose product is annotated as G protein subunit gamma 8. Bases 229 to 2214 code for a protein of 661 amino acids. Gene Ontology annotation, molecular function: G-protein beta-subunit binding. Lineage: Eukaryota; Metazoa; Chordata; Mammalia; Microbiotheria; Microbiotheriidae. Gene Ontology annotation, cellular component: cytoplasm; heterotrimeric G-protein complex. Gene Ontology annotation, biological process: G protein-coupled receptor signaling pathway; negative regulation of canonical Wnt signaling pathway. The record is from RefSeq and is a predicted model, not a curated record. The transcript is spliced from 3 exons.